AUGCAAGUUUAUUCGGAGAAGGUAAAUCAUGCUGUUCUGCCUGGUGAUGUAAUUGGUUCACUCGAUGAAAAACUAGCAUCAACUCUUCAACAAUCAUCAAUAGUAAAAAUCGGACAUGGUUUAUUACAAUUAGAAAGUAAUAUUAUUGCCACUAAAGCUGGUUUAUUAAGAUUUAUACCACCAAACAGAUACUUUGUAGAAAAUAAUCAACACCGUUAUGUACCUAUGGUUGGAGAUAUGGUAAUUGGUGUUGUUAAAGAUAAAGUACCUGUUGAACAAUAUAGCGUGGAUAUAUUUGCUCAUCAAGGAUUGGCAUUGUUGCCAUUCAUCGGAUUUGAUGGUGCUACAAGAAGAAAUAGACCAGACUUGGGACCAGGAUCACUCGUUUAUGGACGUGUCACACUGGCUAACAAGGAUUUAGAUUUAGAAAUUACUUGUGAAAGUUCUCCUGGAAUGAAAAAAAAGGAUUGGAGUACAGGAAAGUCAGUUUUUGGUGAACUCAAAGGAGGAUAUGUGACUGAAUGUUCUUUGGGAAUGGCAAGAAAAUUACUUGAUCCAAAUUGUUACUUACUCAAGUUGCUCAGUGAACAUGUUAGCUUUGAAAUCGCUAUAGGUCUGAAUGGAAGAGUAUGGAUAAACUCUGAAGCACCAAAUGAUAUUGUUCUAAUUUGUAAUGCUAUUCAAAAUUCGGAACAUUUAACACAAGAUCAAGUCCAACAAAUGUUAACAUUCCUCUUCAAAUCAAAGAAAAAGACAAAAUAGUUGAGAUUUUGAUGAAAAAAGUAACUUGGCGAGCAAAAAGAGGUGAAAAGUUUCCUUACAAUAGGAAUCGAAUCACCACACAAGAAUCCUCUAAUUUAUUAUUACUGAUUAUUGAUCGAAAUAAAAUCUAUUCCAAAAUUAAUUAAACAGAAACAAUUGUAAUAAGGGAAUAACUUGAAUUACAGUAAAAUCUGAGAAAAUAUCAAAAAUCUCUUGCCUGGAUGUAACUUUUAGCAGAUAUUUAGAUCUGAAGAGGAAUAUCGAAACAGCCAACACAGGUAUUAUGUACAAAUUGGAGAAACCAAUUAUUCUAUCCCAGAGCAGUAAUAAUUGAUCUACAGCAAGAAAUCCAGAAAAAGCGUGGAAAAUCCAAUUAAAUGCAAUGUCGAGAGGUUGAAUUUUUAAAUGGAGCAAGUGGUAGAAUAACUGUGGAUCUUUGUCUUGUAGAAGGUCCUCAAAGAGUCUACAUAGUGAAAUCAGUCCUUCAGGUCUUGAUGAAAUAGUAUUUAGUUUACAAAAUAACCUUGUGUACAGAUUUCGCCACAAAAAGAAUGCCUCUUUUGUAUCAUUUGUCAAGUAGCAUAUUGGGGCAGCUAGAGUGGAUAAACCCUCAAAUGGAAUCACUCCACUUGGAGGAUAAACUUCACAACUAUCCACAAGUGUAAUCUCAUCCACUCCAUUAACAAAUUUUGGAGGGUGUUCCAUAUUUUCUGCUACUUGUGGAUCUCUUGAAAAUACAAUCAUCAUUUCAUCAAUAACAUCCUCAAAAACGAAAAAAUUCUCAUCAUCCACAGUUUUUUU
Molecule: messenger RNA, 1563 nt
Organism: Naegleria gruberi
Lineage: Eukaryota; Heterolobosea; Eutetramitea; Acrasida; Naegleriidae
Exons: 1
Coding region: 1-762 (253 amino acids)
Biological process (GO): poly(A)-dependent snoRNA 3'-end processing; TRAMP-dependent tRNA surveillance pathway; nuclear polyadenylation-dependent rRNA catabolic process
Cellular component (GO): nuclear exosome (RNase complex); cytoplasmic exosome (RNase complex)
Molecular function (GO): RNA binding
Source: RefSeq, a predicted model, not a curated record